This is a messenger RNA of Vitrella brassicaformis, 1076 nucleotides long. The record is from the annotation of a GenBank genome assembly. Lineage: Eukaryota; Vitrellaceae.
CUCCCGACGGGGCGGCAGCGGCAGCGCCAGCAUCAGCAGUCUCUCGCCACUGCAGCGACGCCACACGCGAUCCGAUCCGUAUCCUUGCCAGUGCGACAGCCAUCAGCACGUCAACCAGACCGCGCAAGGGCAUCGCCAGAGACAGAUGGACGCUCCUGCUGUAUAUCCUUGCUGGCAGGAGAGCGGCAGCCGCUCAGCAGCUUGCUUUCCCCGUCCUCCCGAGCAGCCUGCUGGAUGCCACGAGAGUGGGCACUCUUCCUGUGAGUGGGUGCGUCAAGGACACGGGUGGACCGGUAUGUGCGCCAUUGCAAGCACCACAUCGGCUCAUGCACGUGUGCAUGCAGCCUCCCGUUCUCCUUGAUGUGUGUGUGCGUCUUGCAGCCAUGGCUGACAGUGUCAAGCCGGCGAGAACGACAAGAAGAGGCGGCAUUUGCAAUGCUCUCGAGGCCAAUGCAAAGGCCUUCCUCACGGCGCUGCCAGAGACUCCCCAUGGAUGGGCCAACAGGUGCACCAAUGCACGCCUCACACCAAUGUCUCUCUGACUGCAGGCGCACCACCCCCAAGUGGCUAUCACAAGCGCACCAUAACAGCUCCAUAACCGUUUUCCGCCCGGAAAACCAGACACGCUGUACAGAAAACCGGUUUUCCGUGCAGAAAACCAGCAGUGCUGUCAGAAAACCAGAAGUGCUGUACACAGAACCCGGUUUUCUGACAGAAAACCAGCAGUGCUGUACAGAAAACCGGGUUUUCUGACGGACAAUCGGGUUUUCUGACAGAAAACCGGCAGCCCCGUACAGAAAGCCGAGUUUUCUGACAGAAAACCAGGUGUGCCAGCAGAAAACCAGCAGCCCCGUACAGAAAACUGGGUGCUCGUACAGAAAACCCGCAGAGCUGUACAGAAACUGGGUUUUGGACACAGAGAACCGGGUUUUGGAGACAGAAAACUGGGCCCCUGACGCCUCUUGAGUGCUCCCUGAUGACCGCAGGAUGCACACCGAUGCUCGCCGACUGCCCCCUGGUGCAUGCUGGUGUUUUCUGGCCGAACGGCUGACUCAUGCUGUCUCACUCAAUGCGAU